GCAAGAUUUGCAAAGUCGGGUCAAAGGUCGCGUGAAAGACUACUGCAACAGAAGAGUCAACAACAUUGGAAGCAGUACAUUCCGAUUGUGUAGACUACAAGAAUGAUCACAACUGUAAUGUGUAAAAUGCUGCUAACCAAGAUCACUAUCAGCGUACAUUUCAUCUUGUUGCUGGUACUGCAGUGUUCAGCUCAGAACACGACAUCGCCAAAUUCAGUAACAAACUCUACUACGAGGGUUACUAUGGUCAAUGCUACGCAACAGAGCACACCUCGGUUCAUUAAUAUCAAUACUUCCAUCAGUAACUGGGCGAAGGCUGGCAUUGCUAUCGGCCUGGCCCUUGGGGUUGUUCUGAUCGCUGGGAUCGUGGCUGGCAGCUGCCAUUGUUGGUUAAGGAAGCAAAAAGGAAGCAACUUGGUACCCAGCAAAGACGAAGAAGAAGUAGAAGAAGAGGUUCGCAUCGCUGAAUGAUGAUGUCAAUAAUUUACCUAAAAGUGGAGCUAUAAGGCAGCUAAUUGAAUAACUACAU
Messenger RNA from Branchiostoma floridae (Florida lancelet), 529 nucleotides. RefSeq lists its product as uncharacterized. NCBI's taxonomy places the organism in Eukaryota, Metazoa, Chordata, Leptocardii, Amphioxiformes, Branchiostomatidae. Bases 103 to 471 code for a protein of 122 amino acids. The transcript has 5 exons. The record is from RefSeq and is a predicted model, not a curated record.